Messenger RNA from Oncorhynchus keta (chum salmon), 5391 nucleotides. RefSeq names its product protocadherin gamma-C5-like. Gene Ontology annotation, molecular function: calcium ion binding. Gene Ontology annotation, cellular component: plasma membrane. Bases 304 to 3321 code for a protein of 1005 amino acids. The record is from RefSeq and is a predicted model, not a curated record. NCBI's taxonomy places the organism in Eukaryota, Metazoa, Chordata, Actinopteri, Salmoniformes, Salmonidae. Gene Ontology annotation, biological process: homophilic cell-cell adhesion. The transcript has 6 exons.
ACUCCCACAGCAGAAAGCUGGCUAUAACUUUAAGAGCUACUCUGUUUUCAGUUGGUUUAUAUAGCGCUGGGCUGUGCACCAAUAGCAUGCUUAACCGUACAAAGAGAUCUACUCCCUCCUCCAGCCACAGCACAGUAGCCCAUACAAUGCACAGAUCUGGUGAGAGACGGAGCUCUGCUCAGCCAUUAAUUCACAAUGGAAUUAGAUACUUGGUUAAAAAGGAGAGGUGAUCAAUAACAAAUUCGUUUGAAUAUUUUAUUUUAAGCAUGUUUUCCACAUGUUAUUGUUUCGGGAUAUAGCAAUAUGAAGAAAUUGAGCUUGAAGGAGAGAACGUGCCUCAGUGAUUGGAGAGGACUAAUGCAAUGGCUGUUGUGUUUCUGUUUGUCUUGGAAUACAACAGGAGCCGAGAUUCGUUAUACAGUUCCAGAGGAACUGAGCUUGGGAUCCGUGGUUGGAAAUAUAGCAAAAGAUCUGGGUUUGGAAGUAUCCGAGAUUUCUUUUCGUGAAAUGAGGAUAGCGUCUGUGGCUGGUAAACAGUAUUUCCGUGUGGAUUUAGGUAAGGGCGAGCUCGUUGUCAGCGAUAGAAUUGACAGAGAAAGUCUGUGCGGACAAAGCGCCAGUUGCCUCUUGCCAUUAGAAGUCAUCAUUGAGAACCCUCUGCAGCUUCACAGAGUGGAAGUUGACAUCCGGGAUAUAAAUGAUAAUGCUCCUCAUUUUCAAUCAUCUGAGCGCACAUUGAAAAUAGCAGAAUCCACUGCCCCAGGUAUGCGAUUUUCUUUGGAGAGCGCGCAGGAUCCUGACGUUGGCGACAAUUCUUUAAAAUCCUACACUCUCAGCAAAAACGAACAUUUCAGCUUGGAAAUAAAGGAUCAAGAUAACGGAAGAAAAGUUCCGGAAUUAUGUCUGGAGAAAGCUUUGGACCGAGAGAAUAAGGCUCGACAUCAGCUGUUGUUAACCGCCCUUGAUGAUGGCUCUCCAGUUAGAUCUGGGACCUCACAGAUUAUAAUUAUUGUCUUAGAUAACAAUGAUAACAACCCCAUAUUCAAACAUCCGUUAUGCAAAGUAUCUCUAAACGAAAACACUCCACAGGGCACGUCGUUCCUAAAGGUCGAGGCAAACGAUUUGGACGAUGGCCCAAAUGGAGAGAUCGAAUACUCUUUUGGUGACCAUACUGCGCAGUCUGUAAAGGCUUUGUUUGAAAUUGAUCCAAAAACUGGGGAAAUGUAUUUGAAGGGUACACUGGAUUACGAGAGCACUCCCUCGUACCGAAUCGAAAUUAUUGCUAAAGACAAAGGCAUGCCUGAGAUGGAAGGACAGUGCAACGUUCAAAUUGAUGUCAUAGAUGUCAAUGAUAACUCUCCCCAAAUUAGCCUCACAUCUAAACCAAGCCCAGUGCGCGAGAACGCACCCAAGGGGACUGUAGUGGCUUUGAUUAGUGCACGGGACCCUGACUCUGGAGACAAUGGAAAGGUGACACUACAAAUCCAACCAAGCUAUCCUUUUACAUUGGAACCUUCCAUCUCCAGUCAUUACGCACUAGUCACCAAUGGUGUUCUGGACCGUGAGACGUUCCCAGAGUAUAGCAUAGAGAUAACGGCUACUGAUGCGGGCUCCCCUCCUCUCACCAGCAAGAAAACCAUCCCAGUCCGUAUUCUGGAUGUGAAUGACAAUCCACCUAGGUUUCCAGACACUGCGUACACUGUGUACGUCAAUGAGAAUAACACACCUGGUUAUAUCAUAUGCUCCGUGUCCGCAUUGGAUAUGGAUAUUGGAGAUAACGCCAAGAUCUCCUAUUCUAUAUUAGACUCUAAAGUACAAUACGUGUCUGUCUCCUCCUAUACUUACAUAAACUCAGAUAACGGCAGCAUCUACAGCAUGCAUUCGUUUGACUAUGAGAAACUGAAAGUGUUUCAGAUACAGGUCCAGGCAAAGGACCACGGCUCUCCGUCUCUGAGCAGCAACGUCACGGUUCAUGUUUUUAUCCUGGACCAGAACGACAAUGCACCCGCUGUUAUUUACCCAUCCGUUGUCAUGGGCUCUGUCUCCCAUCAGAAGAUGCCCCGGUCCGCUAAAGCAGGCCACCUGACCACUAAGAUAUCGGCAGUGGACGCAGACUCGGGCCAUAACGCCUGGAUUUCCUAUAGGCUGGUGGAGGCCACGGACUCCUCUCUGUUCAGUGUGAAUCUUUACACAGGGGAGGUGAGGACUAAACGCGCUGUUUCAGAGCAGGAUGACUCCUCUCAGAGGCUGCUUAUAGAGAUACAGGACAAUGGGGAACCGGUCCAGUCCGCCACAGUCACAGUAAACAUCGUGUUAGAGGACGGGCUCCACGAGCCCAUCUCGGACUUCCGCCAGAAAACAGCCGAGCCCAGCAAGAGAAACAGUAAAAUCACCUUUUAUUUGAUCAUCUCUCUGGCCUCAGUGUCCGUUUUGUCUUUGUUUACUUUUCUCAUCUUAGUGGUGAAAUGCGUUAGAAACAGUAGGAGCAGCUCGAGUUGCUGUAUCAGACGGGCUGACUCUGACGGAUACAAGAAUCCCAACAGAAACCUGCAGCUCCAGCUCAACACUGACGGCCCUAUUAAGUAUGUGGAGGUCCUGGGAGGGGACAUGUUGUCUCAGAGCCAGUCCUUCAGGUCGUGUCUCUCUCCAGUGUCCGAGUUCAGUGAUUUCACCCUCGUUAAGCCCAGCAGCACCACUGACUUUCAGGACAUGAUAAACGUGCUUGAUGCAUCAUUACCUGACAGCGCGUGGACGUUCGAGAGCCAACAGCAAAAACCACCCAACAAUGACUGGCGCUUUACCCAGCAGGGACAGAGACCCGGACCCAGUGGACAGUACAGAUUGGUUCCCCACUACUCUACGCAAAGAUCCAAUAACACUGGCACUACUGACCGGCAAAAUAAUGGCACAUACAGGUACAGCACCAGCACCCAGCAGAGAUGGACACCGUACGGCAAGGCGAGAGCUGGCCCCCAUCCUGAGGGGGCAGGUGGUGCUAUAGUUGGAACAGGACCCUGGCCCAACCCCCCCACUGAGGCUGAACAGCUCCAGGCUCUGAUGGCUGCUGCCAACGAGGUGAGCGAGGCCACGGCGACCCUUGGACCCCGCUACAACGCCCAGUUCCCCAUGCAGCAUGUGCCCGACUACCGCCAGAACGUCUACAUCCCCGGCAGCACGGCCACCCUGACGGCCAACCCCCAGCAGAUGAUGCCCCAGCCGGCCCUGCAGGGCCCGCCACAGGCCAUGCCCCAGGUCGAUGUCCCCAACGCUGCCCAGACCCCCGCCAGCAAGAAGAAGUCCACCAAGAAGGACAAGAAGUAAGCCAAGCUAGCACCAAGCCUCAUCGCCACAGAAACCAAGACCCUGCCCCCCACCAUACUGCCGAGUGUACUCCCUCAUUGGAAGCCUUGAUCUUUGUUUUUAUCUUAUGCUAUUCAAUCUGAUCGUCCCAGAAUUUUGGAUGUUUGUGAGCAUAUGUCACUUUGCAAAUGUUUGUAGUGGGCAACCGCUGUACUUCUUGCUUCUAUGGUCAUCACAGCUUACUUCAGGCAGAGGUUAUUGGUGUGUUCUAUGUGGGGUGGGAGGGGGAGGAAGAUUACAUUUGAUUUAUAUUGAAUCCAGAUGGAUUUCAAGGACUUGGAAUUCAUGUAGUGACCUAUAGCUCUGUAUUAUAGUAUUCUAAAGAAAAACCACAAAAACUAUCUGAUGGUUUGUUUUAUUAAACCGUUCGAUGUUUCUCUAAAAUGCCAAGUAGUUCUGCUUCUUAUGGUGACACGGAUUACACGUACACCUUGUUAAGGUUUCUUUAGAGAACUUGCUUUAGCUCUUUUUAAGGGAUGAAAUAGACAAGACAUGCAUGAUUCAUCCUGAAGAUGAAGAACCACUGAAGAUGAGCCGACACUCACGUACAUUUAAAAAAAGAGGCUAGCUCAACUUCAUCAGGAAAGUACCAGUUUCAUGAGAAUGCAUACUGUAGCAUUAACAACUUAAAUCGCCUGUAAGGUUCAAUGUAGUUAUAUGACUUGCAAGCAAAAGAACGGAUGCUGAUUUAGUGUUACUUACAAUGGUGGCCAUCAAAGUGUAUCCAGCUGCUUUUUAAAAUCUUGCCCAAGCAGGAUUCUGUGGUUAUUUACAUCAUCUGAGCCACGAUUGUCACCCUUUUCCAUCAUUAUUGGUAGAAUCCCGUAGAGUGACAUUAAAGCAUAACUUUGUUCAUAUAAUGUAACAUGGUAAAGAUGGAUCAGUGUUUUAUUAACUUAGAACCAACAUGAUUUAGAUAUUGUAUCUGCGUUUCUUUGUAUCAACAUUAUGCCCGGCUGGCCCAGUGUGAUUGGCUCUGCACUGUGGACUUCUCUAAGGCUCAUAGACAGUCCUGAGAACACGCCCCCAGGGUUGGGAGUGUGGUAAGGGCAGAGGGAGGGGAAUGGGUGGACAGUCUCUGUCCUCUUGCCACAUGUACAGUAUCUCUCCGGCUAUGACAGCCGGUAAUUGUGCUCUCAUCACCUUUUUAGUUCACAGUCUUUAUUCCUUAGUUCUCUAGGAGAACCUUGACCAGACCACAUGUUCAGUACACUACAACUCCAGGCACCGUAGGAUGUUCUGUAUGGACCAUUUACAGAAUCCUAUGGAUAAGCCUUUUUGCGGAGUUCAGGGACAUAUCAGAAUCAUGGACAGAGACCAUCUCUCUCUCCACUCCUAGUCCGGGGCACAGAUAAUUUUUUCAGUCCAUCCUAUAACCUGCCAAAACCCCAUAUGCACAGACACCCUGCCCCCAUGUAAAUAAGACACAUAGCUAGUCUGUAUGAAUCUUAGAGAGACUCAUCACUCUCUGACCACAACCACACAGCUGGCUAGUACUGGAAUGUUUUGAAUAUUUUUCAACCAAAAAAAAAAUAUGUGUUUCAGAUGAAAUGUAGUGGUGUAGUGACUAAGAGUUGAGCUGACUGAUUUAACCGAGCUGUAAAUAAAACUAAAACUUUCAACAGACAGCCGUAGCUAGAGGCUUGUGAAAUUUGUCGUGCAUAUUUUUGUGUUUUCUCUCUAUCGUAUUCUUUCUUUGGUCACUCCAAACUUUAAAGUGUAACACUCAACACCUAAAUGUCUUUAAGGUGUGAUUCCAUUUCCCUGUACCUCUUCCUGUGUUUGUGAUCUUUAUCAAUUGUUUAUGCUAACGGAAUGCCACCCUUGCUCAUAUGGAUAUAAAUAUAUAUGCAUCUUCUGCUGGAAUAGUCCUCUGUCUUCUAUUGUAUUAUCUUUCGUAUUAAAUUGCUUAGUGCUUCUCCCUGUUACACUCUUAUUUUAUAUGCUAAUAUUUAUAUCGCUGUUAAUUUGUUUGUUUUUGUUUACUCUUUGAAAACUGACAUUUCCAAAUAAAAAUGUAUUCUAAAAUCA